AUGUCAUUAACGAAACUAUCACCGUCAAAAGUUAACGAAUUCAAUUUCGUCGUUGAUGCUUUUAUUUCAUACACCGCUUUAUCAAUAGUUUUUGGCUCACCUUCUUUAGAAGCAUAUGAAACAUUAAUGAAUGAAUUAUAUGUAUUCGUGAAUGAGUUAAAAUCAAUGAUUUUCAUUAAUGACGCCUUUAAUGAUUCAUUAACUGUUGAAUCCCUUAAAACAAUUACUGAACUGUCAUGGGCUUCGCCCUGGUCGCUUCGGUCUGAAAGACCUUCAGGACUCAAAGAGUCCGUUUGCGACUUUAUGAAAGGUACACUGCAAACCGUCGAGUUUGGAUCAAAUGCUGUAGUUGGUGCAGGAAUAUUAAUGAUAUAA
This is a messenger RNA of Trichomonas vaginalis G3, 375 nucleotides long. RefSeq lists its product as uncharacterized. The transcript has a single exon. NCBI's taxonomy places the organism in Eukaryota, Parabasalia, Trichomonadida, Trichomonadidae. The record is from RefSeq and is a predicted model, not a curated record. Bases 1 to 375 code for a protein of 124 amino acids.